AUGGUAGCUGUAAACGCACAGUUAGAGGCUAUGAGUAAGAAGAUGGAUGCUUUGACUAUGUCUUCAUCUGGAAGACAGGUGCAGGUUAUGACUUGGGCUAGCAAUAGUGUGAUGCCUUAUAAAUUGUUUAAGAAACUAGGACUAAGAGAACCUGAACCAAAUUUCAUGAGUAUUCAGCUAGCUGACAAAUCUGUUGUAUACCCUAAAGGUAUAAUUGAGGAUGUCUUGGUUAAGAUUCAAGAGUUUAUUUUUCUUGUGAAUUUUGUGAUCAUUAAUAUGGAUGAGGAUGUUGAUGUUUCCCUUAUCCUUGGUAGACCCUUUCUUGCUACAGCUAGAUCCGUUAUUGAUGUUCAUGAUGGUAAGCUCAUUCUUAAGGAUUGUGUUAAAACGGAAAGAGAGCCACCAAAAAAGCAAGAAGAUGGCAUGGACAUUCCUCUAGUUAAAGAUGAAUAUGCUCAUAGAAGAUCAAAUGGUAAGAACAAGAGAGCCAUGAUCAUCCUCCAUAGCUCCAUAUCUAGAGAGAAAUGUGAGAGAGCUCAACAUCUUCCCACUGCAUACAAGGCUCCACCACUCAAGGACUAUGGUUCAAGAGUGACAAGUGUUGAAGAAGCGAAUGAGGACUUGGGGAAAGUGUCAACAGAUGAGCUACUUGACAAAUUCUUAUCCAUGAGAUGCUCUUAA
This is a messenger RNA of Ricinus communis (castor bean), 681 nucleotides long. RefSeq lists its product as uncharacterized. Lineage: Eukaryota; Viridiplantae; Streptophyta; Magnoliopsida; Malpighiales; Euphorbiaceae. The transcript is spliced from 4 exons. Bases 1 to 681 code for a protein of 226 amino acids. The record is from RefSeq and is a predicted model, not a curated record.